This is a messenger RNA of Drosophila eugracilis, 991 nucleotides long. RefSeq lists its product as uncharacterized. Gene Ontology annotation, cellular component: cytoplasm; nucleus. Lineage: Eukaryota; Metazoa; Arthropoda; Insecta; Diptera; Drosophilidae. The record is from RefSeq and is a predicted model, not a curated record. Bases 105 to 716 code for a protein of 203 amino acids. The transcript has 2 exons.
GUCAAGAAUUUAUUACAAUCCAAGAAGGCCUGUCAAAUCAAUCGAAUAAAUCUCCAAUUGUCAAUCACAAAAACUAAAACCAUUCCAAUCAUUAAUUAACCAAUAUGGACUACCUGGAUAUUGAAUCCUUUCGUUCGAAAUACAGCGACAUAACCGUGACAGCAGUACCAGCUGGCUCCAAGACAGGAAGAGACGAAAUGAUGAUUACAAACCAGGAGAUUGCGGGCAAGCGGCACGAGCCACAAGUCGAGAUCACAAGGGUGCCUGGAGGUGAACCACAAGGAAGCACCGCUACGGCAAAUCCAGCGGUGAUGCAGCGCAACAGGCAGCAGCAAAACGCUGCAGCAUUUGCCUAUGCUAGCGAAUACAAGGAGGUGAUGGCCAAACUGGAGUACACCAAGUACAUGCAGGCCCAGCUUCAACUAAUGUCCAUUGCGAAUGGAGGAAGGCGUUUGGGUGGAAUCGAUGGUGGUCCGUCAUCUAUAAAUCUGGAUGUCAAUGCCAAUAUAGUAGAUAAGUAUUCUGAUCUACUGAAUAUCCUGGAGGAAAUGCGCUCCAAUUUGCCACCAACGAUGAUGGGUUUGCGGGCGCCCAAGGAGCGACUCCAGCGGGACAUUUCCCAAGCCAGGAUUAGAGUGCAUGAGUGUCUAUUGCUCCUAGAGAAGGAUCGUCAACUAGAGAGUAAUGAAAACCAGGACACCACCACCAAUGAGUGACUUCAUAUGGGGUUAUCCAUCUCCGCAUUGUUAAUGACACCUCGACGGGAAUAAUAAUAAAACACGAGAACAAAAAAAACGAGAACAACAAAAUCCAUCGGAGAGUUCUGGGAACCCUCCGUGUUUAUGAGUACGACUAUGAUGGUGGGGCGAUGGGUUUGGAAUAGACAAAUACUAUGUCUAUGGUGAUGGUGAUGUCUGCAGCAGAAUGGCCGGCAUUUUGACACUAGCGAGCAGCCGAGCGAGAAACUUGUCCGCCAGAAGAUUGGUAAUGU